Molecule: messenger RNA, 1552 nt
Organism: Drosophila kikkawai
Lineage: Eukaryota; Metazoa; Arthropoda; Insecta; Diptera; Drosophilidae
Product: glutamate transporter polyphemus-like
Biological process (GO): amino acid transmembrane transport
Molecular function (GO): L-amino acid transmembrane transporter activity
Source: RefSeq, a predicted model, not a curated record
UUUAUUCAAUGUUUUUUAUGUCAAGUUAAUACAUUCAGUCGAUUCCUAAGCAAAAUUUAAAAUAAAUACAAAACAAAUUAAAGAACUUUUUAAAUUUUAAAUGGCCGACAAAGGAGAUUAUAAUCCGUACGAAAAUCGAAAUGUUGAAUCUCCGCUAUCGAAUUGGGGGGCCUUUGUGUCGCUAUUAAAGUGUAUAGUUGGAACGGGAGUCCUGGCUCUACCCUUGGCAUUUCACUACGCUGGCAUCGUCAUGGCUAUUUUCCUGCUCCUGCUGUGCACCUUCCUGCUUAUCCAUGGCAUGCAGUUGCUGAUAUAUAGCAUGGUGGAGUGCUCGCGGCGAUUGCAAAUAGGCUAUUCCACCUUCCCGGAGGCAAUGAUCUACUCCUUCGCGCAGGGCCCCGGAUGCUUUAGGUAUUGCGCCAAGGCCGGAGGCUACCUCGUGGACGGGGUGCUGGCCUUCUCCCACUACGGCGUCUGUGUGGUCUACAUAGUCUUUGUAGCCUCUAGUUUCAAGCAGAUCUGCGACUUCUAUUGGGUGGUAUGGGAUGUUCGCAUUUUCAUUGCGGUCGUGGGCCUCCUCCUCAUCCCCAUUUUCCUGAUUCGGUCGCUCAAGUGGCUCGUGCCCUUCAACCUGGCUGCCAUGGUGUUCAUCUACUCCGGCUUCCUCGUUAUGUUCUACUACCUGUUUUCAGGACUGCCUUCGCUAUCCGAGCGCGACAUUGUAUUUGGCAAAGUGGAGAAUAUAGGCCUCUUCUUUGGCAUCGCCCUGUUCGCCGUGAGCUCAGUGGGAGUGAUGAUAGCUAUCGAGGCGAAAAUGGCCAAACCCGAGACCUAUCUCGGCUGGUUCGGAGUCCUCGACCUGGCCAUCAUUGUGGUGCUUAUCUCGUACACAUUGUUCGGAUUCUUUGGAUACUGGCGUUAUGGGGACAAAUUGCAGGGCAGUAUAUCCCUCAACCUGCCAACUGAUGAAAUUGCUUCGCAAGUCUCCAAGUUACUUAUUGCCGUGGCCAUUUUCCUGACGUACCCGUUGUCCGGAUAUGUGGUCAUCGACAUCAUAAUGACCCACUACUGGAACAAGAACGACGAACUGAAGCAUGCAAAGCUCAAGGAGACCGCCAUCCGCAUAUCGUUUGUCAUCUUGAGCACGUUAAACGCGGUGGUGGCCCCCAAUCUGGGUCCACUGCUCUCGCUAGUUGGGGCCUUCACCAUCUCCUUGCUGAACCUCAUCUUCCCGGCCCUUAUUGAAAUCUGCCUGUACUAUCCGCCGGAGUUCAACUACGGCAGGUGGAAGUGGAAGCUGUGGAAGGAUAUUAUUCUCAUCAUUGUUGGCACUGUCAUACUGAUCGAGGGCACCUAUUUUGCCAUUGUGGCCAUGGUCAAGGAAUAUGGGCGUAGCGAAGACAGCGGAGACAAGUAGACCUUUUUACCAAAAUUAUUGCUUGUUGGAAUACAGAAUAUUUCUUCUUUUAAUGUUUACAUUUUCAAAAUGUCCGCUUUGAAGCGAUCUAAAUUUAAGUCGUGUAAAAAAUAAAAAGUAAAACUAUCCCGUUAA